AUGUCUAUAAAUUCAUUCACUGGAUGUAUACCCAAUACACUUGGUAGUUUAAGAUUCUUGAAGUUUCUCAUCCUUGAAUCAAAUAGUGUGACCGGAGAAUCCUCUACCCCGGAGUUGAGACUUUUCUCUUCUUUAACAAAUUGCAGACAAUUGAAGAUAUUGAGCAUAUCAUUAAAUCCCCUAAAUGGCAUACUUCCAAAUUCAUUGGGAAAUUUGUCUUCCUCUCUUCAAACCUUUCAUGCAUCUGGAUGCCAACUCAAGGGCAACAUCCCAACUAGAAUCGGGAAUUUUAGCAACUUGUAUAUCAUAGACUUAGGAAGCAACCAACUGACUGGACCUAUCCCAAAAACAAUAGGGGCAUUACAAAAUCUCGAAGUUUUAUUUCUUCAAAAUAAUAGAUUGCAUGGAUACAUUCCGGAUGAUUUUUGUCGGUUAAGGAGAUUGGGGAGCUUGUACUUAAGUGAUAAUAAGCUAUAUGGACAGAUCCCUACGUGCUUGGGUGAGCUUAAGUCUCUAAGAUGGCUUGAUCUUGACUCCAACAAAUUGUCUUCCAUAAUACCGUCAAACUUGUGGAGCCUUGAAGAUCUAUUGGGUGUUAACUUAUCCUCAAACUUUCUAAGAGGUCAUCUACCAUUAGAAAUUGGAAAUUUGGAAGUUAUAGGAUCUAUAGACUUGUCAAGGAAUCACUUAUCAGGCACAAUCCCGAACACCAUCGGAGGAGCUCAGUCAUUAGUUUCUCUCUCCUUGGCCCACAAUAAAAUGCAAGGACCUAUUCCUCAAUCGCUUGGCAACUUGAUAAGCUUGGAGUUGUUAGAUCUAUCUAGUAACAACUUUUCUGGAGUUAUUCCCAAAUCUUUGGAGGCACUCAGGUAUCUCCAAUAUUUCAAUGUGUAUUUCAAUAGACUAAAAGGAGAAAUUCCUACGGGAGGACAUUUUGCCAACUUUACAGCCAAGUCAUUUUGGCAUAAUGAUGCACUGUGUGGUGUACCACGAUUGCAAGUUCCCCCGUGCGAAACCAACAAGAAUCCGCAAUUUGCUGUUUUGAAAUAUGUUUUACCCCCUGUUGCAUUAGCAAUUCUUGUUGUGGCCCUUGUAUUUUUGUUGAUGGGAUGCCGAAACCAGAAGAUCAAAUUAAAGACCUAA
Molecule: messenger RNA, 1143 nt
Organism: Cornus florida
Lineage: Eukaryota; Viridiplantae; Streptophyta; Magnoliopsida; Cornales; Cornaceae
Product: LRR receptor-like serine/threonine-protein kinase EFR
Exons: 1
Coding region: 1-1143 (380 amino acids)
Molecular function (GO): protein binding
Source: RefSeq, a predicted model, not a curated record